Mycena citricolor is the source of this 1125-nucleotide messenger RNA. NCBI's taxonomy places the organism in Eukaryota, Fungi, Basidiomycota, Agaricomycetes, Agaricales, Mycenaceae. The record is from the annotation of a GenBank genome assembly.
AUGUCUGCAAUCGGCAUCGGCGCGCUGCCCCUCGAACUGCUCGGUGAAGUGAUCACCCACUGCUCCACCAGUCACUGGGCUGCACCACUCAUUCUCGGUGCCGUGUCGCGUCUGCUUCGGGACGUCGCGUUCCGCACACCCACGUCUUGGCGCACGCUCAAGCUUAAAGAGGGGGACGACCCAGAAAAGGCACAUUUGUGGUUCAGCCGCUCUGGAGCAUGCAGCAUCGAUCUCCACAUCCAACUCGACGGCAAAGACACACCCGAAUCGCUCCUGGCACCGAUUCUCUUUCCCCUACAUCGGAUCGGAUCCAUAACCCUGAAUGUGCAGACUCAGCUCCAGGCCAGUCAGGCUCUGGCCUGUAUGUAUCACGAGCCCAUCGCCCUACGCACUCUGCGAAUCUGUGCCACUUCGCAGGACGCGCUCCCCGUGGCCAACCCCCCUACGUUCCCCGCGCUCUCAGGAAUUACUCAUCUGGAAGUGACCAAUGUCGUGUUGUCGUCACUGCCUGGUCUGGACCUCAGAAGUCUCCAAAGCUUCUGUCUCGCCCAGCCCCUUGUUUCGUCGCCUAUUUCCGGAGACGAUGUCUUGGCACUCUUACAUUUUGCCCCCGGCCUGCGGAAACUUUUCAUCGAGGCUCGCCUGACUGAACCGAGUGCGGCGGAGAUGAAUUCCGACCACGAGGAAGAGGAGGAGGAGACCCUGCAUCUGCCCGAGCUCGAGGCACUCGAACUCAGGGCCAAUAACAUCAUUCCCGUGCUCGACCACCUGACCGUUCCGUCUCUCACGGAUUUGCGGAUCAAGGAUUUCGACGGGCGACGAGCAGGAGCCUCAGAGGAACUGGGUGCAUCCUUGCAUCGACUCCUUGUGAGGAUGGAGUUGGGAGAGGGGAAAAUAAAAAACAACGAUCUUCAUCGGCUAGAGGUGGCUGGACUCAGCGUCGACCAGACACACGAAGCUUGGGAGAGAUGUCUACGCAAAAUGAAGAGGCUGCAGGUGCUCAGAUUUGAUUCGCCAGCAGACGAGGUGGCUCUCACGUCACUUCCACCAUUCCAAGCGCCAACGACGGCUGCGGUUCCGAGGGAGAUUCGCGCAGGGUUCGAUUUCGGAUUCGGGUACAAUUGA